Molecule: messenger RNA, 741 nt
Organism: Homalodisca vitripennis (glassy-winged sharpshooter)
Lineage: Eukaryota; Metazoa; Arthropoda; Insecta; Hemiptera; Cicadellidae
Exons: 2
Coding region: 1-741 (246 amino acids)
Source: RefSeq, a predicted model, not a curated record
AUGAGAGCGUCUUGUAAGUUAUCUGCGAAGAGAGACUACCGUCAGUACUUAGACAAAGUGGAUCAGGGAGUAUCCGUGAACCUUCGUUUCUUCUGGAGCCACGUUAACGCUAUUAGAAACUCUUCCUCGCUGCCCUCACGCAUGUUUUACAACGACAUCGAAUCAAAGGAACCUCAAGGGAUGUGCGAACUGUUCAGGGAUUUUUUCUCCUCAGUGUAUACGAAGCCCACGGAGAUAUUUAUACCUGUUAGUGGUGACCACUUUGGAAACUCCAUUUUUUCAAGAAUCUCACACCAAGAAGUAUUGAGCAAGCUGAGGAAGCUCGAUGAGACCAAAGGAUGGGGUCCUCAUGAAAAUUCCCCGAUGGUUUUGAAACAUUGCAGUGGUCUGUUGGCGGGACCAAUUUGUGAUCUAUUCAAUGCGUCACUGUCAUCUGGUGUCUUCCCAGAAUCUUUAAAAUUAGCCUACGUUGUUCCCCUCCACAAAAAUGGGGCCAUUGAAGAUGUUGCUAACUAUAGACCAAUCUCGAUUUUGCCAGCUAUUGCCAAAGUUUUUGAGGACCUCUUUCUUGACCGAACUCUAGCUGCUGGAGUAGAGACUACUUCUGCGGCCGGCGGGAGGAUUGUUGCUGCUGAUAGACUUCUUGGGGGUGUAGAUUUUGCAGGAACUCUAGCUGCUGGAUCGAGACUACUUGUGAGGCCGGUGGGGGGAUUGUUGCUGCUGAUAGACUUGGUGGUGUAG